Metopolophium dirhodum (rose-grain aphid) is the source of this 815-nucleotide messenger RNA. RefSeq lists its product as uncharacterized. The transcript is spliced from 3 exons. The record is from RefSeq and is a predicted model, not a curated record. Bases 1 to 705 code for a protein of 234 amino acids. NCBI's taxonomy places the organism in Eukaryota, Metazoa, Arthropoda, Insecta, Hemiptera, Aphididae.
AUGAUUCAUAUCACCUGUGUUGCACACGGGUUGCAUCGUAUUUCAGAGGAAGCUCCAUCAAGAAUAAAUGCUUUUCAAACUAUUGCUCCUGAAAUUUCUUUACCACCUCAACCAAUUAUUACACGUUGGGGUACAUGGUUGGACGCAGCGGCAUAUUAUUGUGAUCACUUUGAUACAUUUUUUAGAGUUAUGCAAACCUUUGAUAAAAAUGAUGCAAGUUCCGUUAAUAUUACAAAAUCGUUGAUGGAAGAUCCAACUAUAAAAAAUGAUUUAAUUUUCAUUAAAACACACUUCGGAUUUUUAGUGGAUAAAAUUACUAGCUUGGAAAAACAAGGCGUCCUAUUGACAGAUUCUAUUUUAAUAGUCGAAGAAGUUAAAGCUAAAAUUUUUCAAGUCCCAGGAAAUGUAGGAAAAUCUAUACAAACCAAACUUGAUAGCGUUUAUGAUAAAAAUCAUGGACUGAAGAAAUUGAAUACAAUUUCAAACAUUUUGGCAGGAAAAAAUCAUGUUACUAUUCAAGACUUGGAAGAAGAACUAACUACGUCAGACCUACCAUGUUUCAAAUAUGCUCCUGUCUCAUCUACCGAUGUAGAACGCAGUUUUUCAAAAUUCAAAAUGUUGCUAUCGGAUAACAGAAGAAAAUUUACUUUUGAUAAUUUAAAGAAAACAUUGAUCAUCCAGUGCAAUUCCCAAUUACUAGAUUAACAAAAAAUUCACCAACAGUUCUUUUUUAAGUUUUAAUUUUAAGAAUAAUUAUUUUAUACCUAUAUAUUUUUAAUUGUUAAUAAACAAAAUAAGUUGUAAAUAAAAAUUUU